Lineus longissimus is the source of this 2665-nucleotide messenger RNA. Its product is annotated as caspase-3-like. Gene Ontology annotation, molecular function: cysteine-type endopeptidase activity; protein binding. The coding region runs from base 347 to 1894 and encodes 515 amino acids. Gene Ontology annotation, biological process: regulation of apoptotic process; proteolysis. NCBI's taxonomy places the organism in Eukaryota, Metazoa, Nemertea, Pilidiophora, Heteronemertea, Lineidae. The transcript is spliced from 8 exons. The record is from RefSeq and is a predicted model, not a curated record.
AUUCACGAGGACGACCUGCAGGCCUAUAUCGUUUAAGUUGCGCCUUUGAGUCAAAUAUAAUUGGCUAUUGACCUGUGACGCAGGCAGCAUGUUGUACUGAAUUUCCUCGUACGCGAUAUACCUCGAAUUGGUCAUUAUCAAUUCAAGUUUAUCAACAAUACGAGAUGGUUUUUUUUUUUUUUUAAAGAUGACCUAGUUAAAACGCUAGAAUCUGUAUAUAAAAGGAAACGCAUGCAUGCGCUAAAUAUCGUAUAACCUGGUGCAUUUUCCAGAUACACUGGCAGAGACAUUGCGGGAGACAGUGUAGCGUCGGAAGAACAAAUUGUAGGGGAGCGAAGGUAACAUUAUGAAUCAAAAAGAGCAGCAAGAAAACCUGCAUGCCAAGCUGUUCACGGAGCUUGAGCGGGAGCUAGUGCCUGACACAUUCGAGAGAGUCAAGAGCCGGUUGGAGGGUAAACAUGGCUUGCCUGCAAGGGAUGUUGAACAGGCAAAUACACCUUCCAGACUCUUGCAUCUACUAAAGCGAGCUGACAAAAUACGUGUGGGAGACUAUACUCUUCUGAAGGAUGUUUUGCGAGAUGUGGGAGAGGCGAACCUGGUCAGAAACAUAGAGGAAUGCGAGCGUGAGAUCAGGAGCAUUGGAGACAUCGUCAAACCUGUGACCAGGUUGCAAACUGCGUAUGACCACACGAAAGGUGAGUUGCGGACAUUAGUCCAUGACCAGCUGUUGGAAAAUCUCGCGAGAGAUACGACAAUCUCAGGAGAAGUGAACGAAAUGAAAUCGAUGAGUAGGACGGCAACUGAUUGGUUGGUUUCUAAUGGUUGCAUGUACCAUGCUGAAGAUAUGACGUCACCAAAAGAGUUGUUUGAGCAGUUGGAACGCUGGAAUGUCAUACAGAUUGGGAAAUAUGAUAAAUUAAAGCGUCUGUUUAUCAUGAUCGAUAGAAAGGAUAAAGUGAGAAUAAUUGAGGAGGCUGAGGAUGAGUUGAAGGCCCUCGAUAUCGGUGGUCAAACCCAUCGUAAGCGAGCACCCACAGUUGACGGCAGUAAAAACAUCGGGAUGAAUUUAGGGGGAGAACCGUCCGCCAAAGUGCCAGCAGUAGAAAGCAGUAGAAACCCUUCUCUGGAGUAUCAAAUCGGGAAAACUGAAGAAGGGAAAUCGGGCCUGCUGGUCAUAUUCAACAUGUUUACCAAACAACGAGAGGGUACACUCAACGAUUCGACCAAUUUAAAGACUCUUUUUGAAACGAAGUUCAACUUUGAUGUCCGGGUGCGCAAGAAUUUACCGAAGGCGGCGGUUGUCCGAGAAAUGGCGUCCAUCCGCCAUGACAUCGAGGAGGAUAAAUAUCCGCAGUUGUUCUUAGUAAUGCUGAGUCAUGGAGACAAGGAAGGCAUCUACACCUGCUGCAAGCCAGGGGACGACUUCGAUAAGUGUAAAGAUGAACAGAUAACAAUGGCGGAGAUCCUCGACAACUUUACCUGCGAAAAGUCCAAGCAAUUAAUUGGUAUGCCUAAAGUGUUUCUAAUUCAGGCCUGUCGUGGCAACGAUUACCAGGAGAGCGCAAUGCCAGACAAGCCUGGACAACAAGAAGAGAAGGCAGACAUUGAUACCGCGCUCACCAAGCUGUAUACUCCAGUGGAUUCAGACUUUCUCGUCGCUUAUUCUCAAACUGAAGGAUACGUUUCCUUCCGGAAUGCGGAAAAGGGUUCCUGGUUUAUACAAACUAUCUGUGACGUAUUCGAACAGAACUACCGCUAUCAUCACGUGCUGGACAUGCUGACCAUGGUCAACAGGGAGGUUUCUAAGAAACGAACCAAAACGGACCUCGGAAAAAAUGUGGGGCAGAUAUCGUGUCAGGUGUCGACACUGAGAAGCAACUUGUUUCUUGGUUGAAACCCGAGCAUGUGUUUUAAAGUUCACCGCAGGCUAGAUGAGCUCUGAUUGGUGAACCUGACAGGAGGUAUUUUAAAAUGCUCUUGUUAGAGGAAGGAAGUGAGACAUUACUCAAGAUUCUCUUCUCUCUCAAGCGCAAAUGACCAUUGUAUUGAUUCACUCGCCACGAUUAGUUUUCCUGUUGGUUCGAUUUACCACUGUGGUGAGUCUCCCGACAAUUUUCAUUCACGUUUGAGAAAGAAGACAUUUGACCAUAUUUUUACCCAAGGAUAACUUUUAAGUAGCAUAAUUGGUAUACACGAGUGAGCUUUACGAAUCCAUUCAUGCGCAUUUCUGUACUUUUUUAGUAACUGUCAAUUUGACGUUGACAAUAUUUUUAUUCCGUUAAUGUAUUCUAUGUGCCAUAUCAACGUUGUUUCUAUUUUUCGGCAGAUACAGAAAGCGAACGGGACGAAGUUGCCGUCUGAUUAUAAGGCUUGUGAUUUACUUAACUUAAGGGACUUACAGUACUAAAGUCCGAUCCAUUCUCCAAUACAGGCAAGUUCUUCGUGUCAUUCGUGAAACUGAAAGCAAUAAAGUUAUUAUCGCAUUGAUAGCUCAUUUUGCAUCUAGCCUGGUACUGUACAUGUAUUAUUGUUACGUCAACAUUCCUUUUGCUAAUGUAUGCUGUUAAGUUGAUCUGAGAUUAUAAUUCAGUUCACUUUUCAACCUAAUAUUAGUGCAUUUACGUGUUUGUCUGGUUAUGAUAGAAUAAAGCUAUGUUGAACUCAA